GACAUUUUUGUGACUCAGAAAUAACAUUUAUUUAUUUUGGGUGGAUUUUUUUCUGCAUAGCGUGUGUAGCGGGAUUAAAACUUGUAUUUAUUUGUUGAUACAUUUAGCUUGUGUUUGUGACAAGUGUUUUAUCGUUAUCGAUUAGUUAAUUUGUACCAAAUUAUCCAAUGUAAGUGCAAUUAAAAUUCAAUUAAGAAAUAGAACUGUAAAUUUCGAAUGAUAUACGAAAGUGGUAAUUUAAUUUAAGUUUACAUUGACAACUGUUUACGAUAUGUUUACGAAAUGUUGCAUUGAAUUCUACAUCAGACUGCUUAUUGUUGUGACCUAUAUGUUCCUUUAAAAUUCAGUGUGCGUUCAUUUUUUAUGUUAUGAUAAAAUGAAUGUAAUUAAAGAGAAUUAACAAUCAACUAAAAGUCACACUUUGAUAAAGUGGCUACAUCAUAGAAACUGACAAUAUGCCAAACAGACAACAUAGUACCUCAUCUCCACUGCUGUUGGAUACAUCUAUAAAAUUUGGGACUUAACAAGACAUAAACCAUAGCCACAAACUGUAUGCAGCCAUGGCCAGUGUGUCGGCACAGUAUAAAACAUGCGCCUCUCUCCUAAGCCAACCAAUUAAUCCUGUCCACAUGUCAUCAUCAUCUAUAGCUGCUUUACACAAGAAUGAUCCUCCACCUAGUCAUCACAUAGAGCAAAAGGCAAUUUGCGACACACAGGACACUCAGUUCAGCAAAAAGUAUUCUAAGAUGCAGGACUGUCUCGAGUCUUCAAUCAGCUUUGAAAGCAGGAGUAAAGUUGCAAGCAUUGUGGAUCAAGUGUAUCGCUUGGAUGACGUGGAGAAAUUGCUACUGUAUCUGAAGCUACCAACAGGGGUCUCCAGGGACGAUCCAGACAGGCUGACCCCUACUUGUGCUCUACCAUUGGCCAAUAGGAAGGAGCAAAAUGAGGCGUUCACAUUUAUUAAGAGCCACUUUGAGGAACAUCCUGACAUCUGUAUGUCCAAGGGAGAAGUGUACGAUGAAUACAGCCACUUCUGUGAGCUUCAAGAGUUGCGGCCCCUUAGUAAUGCUGACUUUGGGAAGAUGAUGAAGCAGGUGUUCCCCAACAUCAACACACGACGGCUGGGACCAAGGGGUCAAUCUAAAUAUUUCUAUGGAGGUUUGAGAAAAAAACAGGACUUUGACACACCCACGUUGACUGAGUUGGAAAUCACACAGAAGCGAAUAGAGAUGGAUUCAGGAGUCUUUGACAGUGAGAUUUUCAAGGCCUCUUGCGAACUGAUCUGUGAAUGGGCUGAGAAACUUUUGGACAGCAAAUUCAAUAGUGUUCAGUCUAUAGCUGAAUACCUCGUGGGAAACAUGUUUGUGAACACCAAGUCUGUUGCUGCAUUUACGCUGAUUUCUUCAUUGCCAGAGGGUAAACAGAAUAGCCUGAAAGGCUCCCCUCUGUUCAGCCAGCAGUCCAAUACAAGUGUGGACAAACACAAGGAGACCAAUAUGCUGCUACAUCAGAAGCUCCAGAAGAACAGACAACUGCAGAAACAAAAGGAAAAGGCACAGUCGUUGAAAUCAGAAGUUGAACAACAAAGUGGUAACCAUGGAAACCUGGAAGGUCUAAUGCCACUGUUAAAUGCAAGAAAAUCUGUCACUCCAUCAGCUGUUGCCCUUAAGAAGAGCAACAAAAAUCCGUCCCCGUCUUCUAGUCCCUUGCCUGAAAGAUCGCCUAUGAAAAAUUACCCAGCACCUAAGUCAUCGCCUCUUAAGCCGAAGAACUCUGCUAGUGGAGAAGUGACAAAUAUUCAGGCUGGUUCAAUCGAUUCUGCUGUGAAAUAUGCUUUAAGUAAUAAACUGAAAGGACAAAAUCCGAUACAGUCAAAGAUGAGUGUAAAUGAGACAAAGGAGGAAAAUGAACCCAAAGGAGAAAGUGAAAACAUGCACAAAGACCAAAAAGGAAAGAACAAGAGUAAGAAAGGGAAACCCUCUAAGGUUGACACCGAGGCCAAGGUAAACUUAAAAGAAUUGCACAAAUGUGUGGAACAAAAUGUAAUGGAGACUGAUAAUACUGAGUAUGAAUUGGAAAGAAACGAUAUCCGAGAUGAAAAGCCUGAAAUUGUUGAUGCCAGAACUCCAGGAUCUGAUAUGGAAACAGAAAUUGUAAAAGGUCAUGUUAAGAAAUUAAAUUUUGAAGACAAUAUCAAGCAACACAUUCAUCACUCUUGUGCAACAUGUGCCGAGCACACUGUAACUACUUCAUUUGUAAAACCAAUCAAGUCUUUGUCUCACAAUGUCACAAAAAUGGUUGAACCUGCUUCUGUGACAAAAGAUUUACAACAGGUGAGUCAGGAUGCCCUGUCAAAAUCAACAGGGGAGUUGGGCUUAAUUAAAUUGCUCGAAAGCAAAGACAAAUUAAAAACCUUGCAGCUAAACAAAUCAAUGGGAUUUAUUGAGAAAUCGAAAAAUUCUUUGUUUGUGAACCAAUCUAAAAUGGCGGUCAAAAGUGCAUUUGUUCCCUUUUCUCAAUUCCAAUCAUCGCCUCGAAAGGAUUCUUUAAUUAACCAGUCUGUCAUAUCAAUUCCUGUCAUGAUACCGUCCGUUUCAAGCCAGUCUGUUUCCGUUUUAAAUUUCACUAAUCCUGCAAAUGAGGCCAUAAGCGUUGUGUCGGUAACAUCGGUUUUAUCCAAAAUGUCAAAUGACACUAUAGUUUCAUCAUCACAAAACAUGUCGGUUAGACAAUCCGGACUUAAGUUUGCGCCAAUACGACCAAAAGCUUCGCCAAUUAAGACAUCGCCAUUGAAAGACACAAAACCGGAAAGUUUGUCGAGGCGUGAAAAAGACAGUAGACGAGUUUCGGCAAUUUUAAAGGAACAAAGAGCCAUCAAAGAACAAGCUGAGGCCAAAGCUAAAUUACAAUCCGAUGUUAAAUUAUCCUCAAUACCAAUGCAACCAGGAUUCACAAUAACUGGAAACACGCUACAACUACCCCAGACUGUUGCAAAUUCGUUGCCACCUGUUUUUAUUGUGAACAACCAGGGUGCUGCUAUACAACAGUUGUUUGAACAAAACCUGACGUCUUCUGUGAUAGUUUCAGAAGGUAAUUUAAAACCUGUUCAGCCAAACACGGAUCCGAAUACUGUAAAAAUAAAAAUGAACACGGGCAAAGCGCAGAAAAUAGGAAGUGGUGUUGAACAUUCUGAAUAUAUUCCAGAAUCAUUGCAAGAAAGCGAUGAAACAUGCAUAUCUAUAUCGGAUGAAAUGUCUCAGGCAAAUUCUGAUUGUAAUAACAUUGCCAAUAUAAGUGAAAACGGAAAGGAUUUAGAAAUGAUCAGAAUGCAGUCUGGUCCAAAUGACAGUAGAGAGAGUGAAACCCGGGAUGUUAUUAUAGAGACAGUGGAAGAAACCUCAUAUGAAACGGCUAAUGUAAUAUCUGACCCUGAUCUUGCGCAACAAAAAUUUGGAGAUUUGGGAGGCUUAACAUCUUCAGAAAGCGUGGACAAAAUGUGGUCAGAGACGCCUGCUAAAAUUGCGAAAUUGAAUAUCACUUCACCGUAUAGACCAGAAAGUGCCUGUUCAUUCGGCAGAGAAACUCCAACUCGACUUUCCCGAUGUGAUUCUAAUCUUAGUCGUCCCGAGAGUGCGUGUUCGAUUGGACGAGACACUCCGUCAGGAUCUAGAAAACGUAAAAGUUCCGAUCAUCCGUCCAGGCGUAAUUUUAAGCGUCUAAAUUCGACUGGAGAGGAUGUUACUGAAGAUAUUCAAAACACGUCGCUUGUGUUUGGUCCGGAAACGGAUUCUAUAAAUAGAAAUUUACGUCGGACGCAGUCGUGUACAUCUGAGCUUGAAGACGUUGUUAAGCAGAAUGUUCACGGACUUGACAGCUUUAGUCAGCAUGUUUCUACACCAAAACAGUUGCAGCAGUAUCGACAGCAGCACCCACAACACAAGUCAGAGUUAUUGCUCAUGAAAGGUUUGCAAAGUCCUGAUAUUUCCAGUUUAGAGAAAGAUGCGCUUAUAGAAUCCUUCCCUAAUAGUGGUCUGCUGUACCUGAGACCACAGGGCCAAACGAAUAAAAAUUCCAUCAACGCCUUAAAACAGUCCAAACCGAGUCUCGACAAACUAAUGCAAGAGUUUUUGGAAGCCAAGGCUAGAGAAAAAAGCAUUGGCGGUAGAGAGAACAAAGAAAUCGCUGGAUUAACUUCAGCAAAGAAAAGUGUAAAAAUGUCAGUUCCUCUAUCAGAUCGACCGUUCUCAAGCAUUGGUACCAGAUCUCGAAGUCGAAACGAUGCAUCAGGUUCAGUGACUACUGAUCGAGGGAAACCAUACUUCAGGCCCGCUAGUGCUGCCAUGGUGACAACUUCUAGCUUUGAACCGUCAGGGCUGCCUGCUGAUGUAGCAGACUGGGUAUCGGAGAAUCUUGAGAAACGACAGAGGGAAAACCAGUCUGAACCGGAUCUAAACCAGUUUAAUAAUCAGUCAGGUUUAAACGUUCAGACCAAUCCGCUGAUAAAAAGUUUCGAAUUUGCAACAGAUUCCUGUGUCAACUUUGAAACCAGUCGACCUACUAGCAUAAAAAUGGCAACAACUGUUCAAUCAACUGGCUCAAUUAAAAUGCCGUCUGCUUGUAAAGAUGACCAAAAUACCUUUACAGUUCCCAAAGCUCCCCAUAUUUCGCAUCCGCGGCAUCGAGAACACAUUCCGAAACCCAGCUCUGAGUCGGCGAUUGGACAACAGAAUCAAAGAUGUCAGUCACUACCAACGUUUUCAUCGCCAGGCCAAAGCCCUUUGUCUCCCUUGUCACCUAUGGGUCGUUUCCAUGGUAACUUAAGGGCGUCGUCAAUGUCGCCUCGGGCAACAGGACAGCCAAUGGAAAUCAGCACCGAUGUUUUAUCUCCUCCUUCGGCUGCAAAUAUGUCCCCUGUUGCAGGUUCCAUCUCGCCGAUUCGACUUUUGUCGCCGUCAAAUGUUCAUGGCUCAGUCUCUGUGACAACGGGCUACAUUUCUCCAGGUAAAGAGCAUAUGAGACCAGGUAGCACAUAUCUUCGAAAGAUUCAGCAUUCCCUGCAAAUGCCUAUCGAUAGCAGUUAUCAGAAUCAGUAUUAUGGGUCACAAAAUGUUACCCUGGCUACGGCCAAUUUCAGAAGUAGGGAAUCUUCGUUAGAAGUUGAGGAUAAAAUUUUGGGUAGAACCCAUUUAUCAGAUUCUGGAUUCCAUAGUGCAGACCCUUCACCAAUAUCGAAUUCCACGCCUGUCUCUUCAAUCGAUUGCCUAGAAUAUAGCCCAAUUAGUGUAAAGUUAAGUGUUGCCGAAUCGCCAGUUCCCAUUUGUACUGAUUAUACUUAUUUGGCAACAACUGGGCUAUUGAAGCAAUCACAAAUUCCACAACAGUUAAGUGCUAUGGCUUCUCCUGAAGCUGGAAAUCCGAGUUUCUAUGGCAACACUUUACGUUCAUCCAGCCACAGUGCAUUUGUGCCCAUUCAAGGCUCACACAGCGAUGCUCAACAUGUUGCACCAGUUAAACCCACUGUUACACUGCCACUGGCAGAAAGCCUUCCAAGUAAAGAGGGAACCCCGAUGCCAGAAAAUCUAUGUUUGGUUUCUAGUCAGAAAUGCUCAGAAAUGCCCUUGCUCACACAACAACCCAAUGAACCACCACCCUAUGAACUUGCAGUUCAACAGCUCAAAAAUAAAUCAUGUAAUGCGGAAUCUCGCCAAUCCAUUGAAGACCCAACCCUUGUACAAAACAGUUUUAAGAACCAAAUGUCAUUAUUUAACAUGCUUGGUAAUUCCGAUAGCAAUGAUCCAAUUGGCCCAUUUGCUUCCAAGCUAAGACAGUUGUCGCAGCAGUCGAAAUCCACAGACGACACCUUAGAUUUGAACUCUGAUCUAUGGUUAUCUAUGGAUCUCAACGACUUCUACAAUUCUACUGAACAAUAUGGCCAGUUAUUGAGCGUUGUUCAUAAUAACAGCCAGUCAAACGAGUGCUCUGUGUUAAGACAAACGGAUCAGUCGAAUCCUAUUGGAAGUGUAAGCAUGUUUAAGAUGCCUCUGUCUUCUGGGGAGGUACGUUCGCCCUCAAGUGUGCUAAGUCAAAGUGCUAUUUAUAACUCCGUUCCUCUCGCGUUGGGAUCUCCCAUUUAUUCUGUGCAAAAUAUAGACUCUGGUCCGUCCAUUCCUCCCAUGCCUGUUUCUGGUGCAACCAAUCAGAUUCCAGAUUCGUCUAUGAUGUCAUCUCAUCGCACAAACUUAGAUCUCAUGUGUAACAAACCGCUAUAUAGUGUUACAAAAACGUCCGGAAGCGCUGAACACAGAUUUUCAUCCCUGAGUGCUCCACCUAUUUCCACGAAUAUUACAAAUUACACUACCAUAAAAACAAAGAAUGUUCUAAUAGGAGGCAAAACGAUUGAUCAAGUUCAGAAAGAAAAUCUGUUACUGGACUCCACUGAAUCGCCUGAGAGUGCCGAUAAUGUGGAAGAUUUGCCGUUUUCAUUAGAUGAUUUAGAAUUAAUUUUGUUUUAAUGACAUUUUCUACUUGUUCUGACUAAGAAUUUUAAAGCAGGUAUUUCAAUUUAAUACUUAAAUAUGUAAUAUUUUAAACACACUAACUAAUACGAUAAAAAACAUUAUAAUACUUGUAUAUGAUUAGUUUAAAUUAGAUUAAAUGACAUAUUGCCGACGAUUAAUAUAUAUUAUCUAGUACAAAGAUAUUUUAACGUUAUAAAAUGUAUACAUUCAUAGGGUUUACUACGAAAUCUUAGAAUUCCAUUUUAAAUGAUUUUAUUUGAUGAAUAUACUAACAGAGAUAGUUGACAUAGAGAGCGCAAUUUAUCAUAAAACAUAUCCUGAAACAAACCGUGUUUACACACGUUUAGAAAUAAAUUAUUUAAUAUUAAUUUGUUUAAACAUGUAUUAUUUACAAAUGUAUAUGAAUUGUAUAAAUUACAAACACUUUUUAAAACAGACUUUCCAUCGACUUAGAUAAAUAACCAUUAACAAAUACUUCACAACAGUUACAUCUAUUGACAUAACAUUAUUAAAAUGGUAUUUUAAUGAAUUUUGUUGUAGACGUUACUUAUACUCAUUGCGAAUAUACAUUGUUGACAUAAUCUGGAGGUAAAUGUUUAUUAAGAUGAUCUUUAAAUAAUAAAAACAUUUCGGACAAGCUAAUUAGAACUGAAGUAGAAGGUAACUUAGAUUUAGAUAGUAUGAAAAUCAAUGCGGUGAAGUACACUGAAGUACUUCAUCAUCAUGAUUGAAGACGUUGAUUAUUCAUAUUUGCUUCCUUUCGUAUGUACAUGCUCUUUUAUUGAUUAAAAUUUUAAAAUGUUUUAAAGGAAUUUGUAAAAUGUGUUUAAUGAAAAGCGAUAUUUUUAGACACGUUAAUGGACCAGUUUGCAUGUUUUGAACACGUUUGCUCUUAAAAAACGUCAAUAUGUAUUUUAAUCUUUUAGACAUAACAUUUUGAUAUUUGAUUUGUAUUUAACGUACACAUGUCCUGAACAUGGUUUUAUUUAUACUUUGUCUUGUUUGGAAAGAAGUAAAACGUGAGUCAGCAAGAAACAUGUUUAAGUACUAAAAAGCUGCUCUUUUAAAACGUUUUAUUUUUUACUCUUGAUGCUUCGAUGUUGUUUUUAUGUUUUUAAAUUUAACAGAAACAAAUGGUUGUUUUUUAAACUACACAUAAAGGUACAUAUUAUUGGCAAAUUGUAUAAUAAAACCCACAAAUAUGUUAUGCUGAAUUCAAAUUGUAAUGAAGGUCGCCGUGGUGUAAUGGAUAUGGUGUCCGCCUCACGGGUUCAAUCCCUACCGUGGGAGCGUUCUUUAGAUCUCCCCCAAAGACACUUAUUAGGACCCGGGAAACGGACUCGAGAGCGUUAAUAUAAGCCAUAGGCUUUCGAUGCAAUCGAGCUAAAAUAAAUAUGUUAAACUAAAUUAUAAUGCAUUUAAAUUAAUCGAAAGUAGACGUUUUGAACAGCAUUUUACAUUUUCUGUAUGGCUAAAUGCGAUUUGUAUAAAGUGUAAUAAUUAUUUAUAAUGUACAGAAUUUUAUUAAUUUUUACUCUCUCAUUUUUGAUAUCCUUUUAAACAGAUUUGGAUAAAAAAUAGUGUGUGUAUGUUUUAUUCACAUGAUUGGUAUUUGCAGUGUUAAUGUAUUUGUAUAUUCAAUCACUAUUUAAAUGCCACGAAGAAAUGCGGCUUUGAAAAAUGUGCUUUAAUCACAAUACUAAUUGAAAUAGUCAGAUUCUAUUAUAUUUACAUAUUUAAAAAACGGUAAAUACAUUGUGUAUAUAUGUAUGCGAUGAAAUUUGUAAAUACUCUUUUGUCACUAUUAAUACCAUUUUAUCCACUUAAUUUUACGAUAUGCAGUGUAUUUUAAAUGAACAUUAAGUCAUUUGAUUAUAGCUAGUUAAUAAUUUAUUGAGUGAUCACUAUUUAAUAAGUUAUUUAGAUUUAUUUAUGAUGUUUAAAGUUUAUCGAUUUUUGUAUAUCAUGUUCUCCAAGUGAGAUAAAACAAUGUUUUUUUGUUUGUGCGCUUAUAUAAUACUGCAUUUAUUUGUUCAAACAUUUUGUGUUCAAGGUCUGGUAAAACACCAAUGAAACCGUGUUUUGCCACAACACAUUUUGUAUUCAUGCACUCCUUUGCGACAACAAUAAUGACAGGAAAUGAUCCGAAAAAACAACUGCGUUAUUGGCUGUGCUAUUUUGGUUUCCCGUAGCUGUUUGUGUGGUCAACCUUAACUUGAAUUUUGAAGUUUUAAAUAGUAAAUGUCAAGUAUUAAUUGGGUAAAGCAAAAAAUGCAUUGUACGAUUCAGUAGCUGAACUGAGUACAACAGGGCCGGCGGGUCAAAGUAAAGAUUAUAGUAAUUUGUCGUAGUGGCGGCCAUUUUACCCAUCAGCUUUUGCGGCUGACCUUUUAACUUGAUCUAUGUGGCUAAAAUUUUGAUGAGUUUUUCGCGGCUCAACUUUUUACUAAGCCUAGGCGUCAAGCUUUUAAAACUUUGAACUAGUUAUUCGACCGAGUCAUGUAUGGUAUCACGAUUGUGCACUGGUAAUGAAAGUUGCAGCCGUUUAUGUGUUCUUGGCGUUUUGUUGUCUGUACGUGUUGUGACAUGUACAUGUUAUGUGUUUUUGUUGUGACUUGUCAUGUUAUUGUGUUUCAUUGAACAAAAAAUACCUUCUUUAAACCAGGUCAUAAUAAGAUGUUGAUUUUUUAGGGUUUUUCUUUAAAUUAUAUAAAGCUUGAAAAGGCAGCUUUCAUGCAUUUUGUGACACGUAUUACCUAUUGUUAACCUUAUUACGAAUGUUUCAUCUUGAUAUGUUACAGUAUUUAAUUGCAUUUUAUAUGUACAUUGCAAACUGAGUCUUCUAGCUUUACUAAAAACAAAGUACACACGCAACGAACAUAUUAAAGUAAACUAACGUUUUGCCAUGAAGUUCAAUUUAGUUUUCUUUGUUAGAAUUGGAUUAGACUUAUACAAUAAUAGGUACGAAUAUAUUUUACUUGAAUGUACAUGAACGUUUAAACAUGGUGCUUCGAUAUUGUAGCCUGGAUACGUUAUACUAUUAAGCUGAGCUUUGUAUGAAGUAGAAAAGUUAGUAUGACAACGAUGUGUAUUCAAUAUAUGUCAAUACAUAAGAAGGUGUUAGUGCUAUUGUAACGCUUUAAAAGCAGUCAUAUGGAAUAUUCUUUUCCUGGCUGUUCACUGCCCUGUAGUUAAAAAUUAGCUUACACUGUGUUCAAAACAUUGGAAAAGUAUGUAAUGUGUUUGCGGCGUAUGCGUUGAUCCAUUUACUUUUCAGGAAAUAACUAGAUAAGUUUGUACAUUCGGGAAUAAUGAAACUUCCAGGAAUUGCGAGAAUGCCAUUACAGGAAUGAUAAUUUAACUUUACGUUAUCUAUAGAGGAAAGUUUGUUGACGUACAGGAAGGUAAAUUCCGGUCAAUGGCUAAUUAAUCUGGUUGUCCAGAUUUUAAGGCCAUUAGUCAACAUGGCCGACUCGCAUACUUUUAUUUGUUUAGAAUGGUGUGAAGAAAGUCAAUGCGUGCUAUUCAAGAACGUAACUUUUUUUUAAUAUUUAUAAUGUAAUAGUGUUACACUUGUUUUUGCUUUCUGGCAAAGCUUUUGUUUAGAGAAAGCGAAUUGUGUUGUUGUCGAGUUUUGGUUUUUAAUAUGUGUUGAUGUUUUUUAACAUUUAUAAUAAAAAGAUUCGUAAUGUG
Messenger RNA from Dreissena polymorpha, 10211 nucleotides. RefSeq lists its product as uncharacterized. Gene Ontology annotation, biological process: regulation of transcription by RNA polymerase II. The record is from RefSeq and is a predicted model, not a curated record. The transcript has 10 exons. Gene Ontology annotation, molecular function: DNA-binding transcription factor activity, RNA polymerase II-specific; RNA polymerase II cis-regulatory region sequence-specific DNA binding. Bases 561 to 6512 code for a protein of 1983 amino acids. Lineage: Eukaryota; Metazoa; Mollusca; Bivalvia; Myida; Dreissenidae.